AUGUCCAACCUCAACGAUGUGUGCCUCGGCACACCGUUUACACCCAAUCCUUUCAACCAAGUCUUGGUCGAUUCCGUGAAUGACAUCCCAAAAUAUCUUUUCCGAGUUUCGGACACUCUUUCGGCCGGAACAACGAACCGGUCAGAGGUGUGCUCCGCCGCUGCCGCCGGGGAUCGGUCGGGACAACCAUACGGCGACCUCUAUCAACUGCCGCCGAGCCAGGCUGCUCGGCUCCUCGACGACCAUUUAUGGCCGAGGUGGUCCGCUUCCCCGAGUAAUCUCGUGUCCUGGACGAGCUCUCUUCUUGUUGCUCUACAGUACGGUCUUUUCUGUCAUGGGCGCAGCUCGGAACCUCAAGAAUUAUCCAAGAUUUUGAUUCUGAUGGUCGACACUCGUCAGUUUCGCUGCAAAGUAUUUGCUCGCGACUUACAGGUCCUCGCCGCCUUCCAAGGGAUUUCGGACGAGCUUGAUCUCAAGACUCUCCAUAACUGGCGCAACACUGGCGCAACAGCGGUUCAUUUUACCUUGGAGAGUACCUUUCCCAAGGGAGACUUGCCAUCGACCCGGAGAGAUCUUGUCAAAUCUCCAUACAAGAGCUCGUGGACCGCGGCCUCUUCGACGUUUGUGCUGGACUAG
Colletotrichum destructivum is the source of this 636-nucleotide messenger RNA. RefSeq lists its product as uncharacterized. Lineage: Eukaryota; Fungi; Ascomycota; Sordariomycetes; Glomerellales; Glomerellaceae. The coding region runs from base 1 to 636 and encodes 211 amino acids. The record is from RefSeq and is a predicted model, not a curated record. The transcript has a single exon.